AUGGCUCGCAGACCAGGUAAAUUUGCAUACAAGUUGCGCCGCACUGGCAGCAAACCUCGACCACCGCCUCGCCAUCGAAAACUGGCCCCUGAAGAGGUCAAGGAGCUCGCUCAGAUAAUGCAGGAGCGCUUCCGCUGGGAGAGCGAGCCCCGAUUCUUCCAACUUGAAGGUGUGAAAGCCCAGAUUGAAGGUGUCGACACGGUCAUCCAAGCCCCAACCGGGUCUGGCAAGACAGCAAUUGCAGCGGGACCGCAUCUCUGGCGAGGCAACGAAGGAAAGACCACAAUUAUGGUCUGUCCGCUGCUGGCGCUGGAGGAAGAAAUGGUCGAGACAUUCAAGACUGAAUUUGGCCUAACCGCGGUCGCUGUGAACGGACAGAACACACUCACGAAGAACAAGCAGAUCAUGGAGAUCGUCCGCGGUCAGUAUCACAUCGUCCUGAUCUCCCCUGAGAUGCUUCAGUCACGCGCAUUCAAGAACCGUGUGCUUCGCAACAACAAGUUCACGCGACGAGUGCUGAGCGUCUUCAUUGAUGAAGCACAUUGUCUCUCGCACUGGGGCGCCGACUUUCGCAAGCAUUAUGCGAGCUUGGGAAGUGUGCGCGCAUUCCUUGCUCCCGGUACUCCCAUCAUUGCUGUUACAGCAACGCUGACCGCACGUGUCCGUCGCGAUCUUCAUAACAAGCUUCACUUUCCAAAGACUGGCGGCCGGUUCAUCAACGUCGGUAAUGAUCGACCUAACGUCUCGAUUGUCGUUCGUGCCUGCGAGCAUCCUCAGAACACGCUCGCUGACCUUGACUUCGUUCUGCCCGAGACGAUCGAGUCAGCAAGCGACAUCCCAAAGACGUACCUCUAUGUCGACAACAUCGAGACCGGUAACGACAUCAUUGACCACCUUGGAAGUAUCCUCCGACAACGAAACCCUGCGCUUUACGAGCUCGGUGUCAUUCGACCGUUCAAUGCUACGAUGUCUGCCGACUACCGGACUCAUGCCAUGGCAGCGUUCCGCAACAAUAGGCCUGUGCGCAUUCUCGUAUGCACUGAUGCUGCUGGCAUGGGCUGCAACGUGCCCGACGUUGAUCGUGUUGUCCAAUGGAAGCUCCCAGCCACUCUGUCGAACUUCAUUCAGCGCGCUGGUCGUGCGGCACGAGCACGGAAUCGCACAGGUAUUGCAAUUCUCCUUGUAGAGCGAUCUGCAUACUCGAUCAAUCUGCAAACAAGACCAGCAGAGCAGGACGAACCAGAGCCGAAGACGAGCAAAGGCAAGCAACGAGCUCGUAAAUCCCAUGGGCCUCCGAAAAGUACACGCCAGAAGACACCGAAAAACUACGCCAAGAGACAUGGCAUCGACCGUGGAAGUAGCGCCGGCCCCAGCCAUGACACGGUCCUUGACCCAGCUGACAACCCCAUUGUUGACCACGAAGCUGCCGAUGAAGGACUUCUGGCAUUUGUACAAAGCACACAAUGCCGCCGCAAGAUAUGGCAGGAGAUGUAUGAGUCUCCACUCUCGGAAGCGGCCACCGCGUCGGCAAUCGUGCCCUGCUGUGACAUUUGUGAUAGCUCACUGCUCAAUCGCGCACGCCCACCACUACGAGAAAAGGGGCCGAAAGCUUCUAGGCCAAAAGUCGGCCUGCCAGAUCCCAACGCGCAGACCGCGCUCGAGAGCUGGCGCGAGCAGAAACUUGACAAUGACCAUCCACAUGCUGUGUUUGGAGCUACCGCAAUCCUGAGUGAUUCGCUCAUCGAACGCCUCACAUCUUCAGGGCCCAAGACGCGUCCUGCUCUUGCAACAAUGCUCAAAACAUGGUUAUGGCGCGACCGUUACGAAGGCCAGCUGACGGACCUACUGCUGUCAUUGCAGAUUCAGUCAAUCCCGAAGCCCAAGGCAGGCCACAGCAUCGGCGGCGACACAAGCACAACGACGGGCCAAGCCCAGAGUGCCGGCUCUCGUAAACACACCACUGAUGCGACCGAUGACCAGCACCCACCAAAACGCGCACGCCGUUCAGUUAACAAUGGGGUAUGUCGCAGACAAUAG
Messenger RNA from Rhodofomes roseus, 2037 nucleotides. Its product is annotated as P-loop containing nucleoside triphosphate hydrolase protein. NCBI's taxonomy places the organism in Eukaryota, Fungi, Basidiomycota, Agaricomycetes, Polyporales, Fomitopsidaceae. Gene Ontology annotation, molecular function: ATP binding; nucleic acid binding; four-way junction helicase activity. The transcript has 6 exons. Gene Ontology annotation, biological process: double-strand break repair via homologous recombination. The record is from RefSeq and is a predicted model, not a curated record. Bases 1 to 2037 code for a protein of 678 amino acids. Gene Ontology annotation, cellular component: nucleus; cytoplasm; chromosome.